CACGUCGUCAGCCUUCGCAUGUACCGCUCAUGGCGCUUCAUGCUCCACUCGGGCGGCUUCCAUCCGCAUGGUCGCCUCUCACCGCUGUCAGGACCCGGCGCGCUGAGCCGGGGCAGUGUUUGGGUGGGACCCGGUGGCUGACUGCAGCUUCCUUGGGCCAAGGGCCGGUCCUGCGUCUUCGCUUGCUUCGCCUGCGCCGCCGCGGUCCUACGGCACGGACCGCCUCUUCGUUUGAGUCGGUGGCGCAAACGCCGAAGUUGGUCACUCCAGUUCGCAGUGCAGCCAGCGGCGAUCGCAUGAGAGUCUACCCCAGCAUGGCCAUGGGCGAAGAUGCGUCUGGUGGUGCCCAAUCAUCUUGCAUCUUUGUGCAUACAGGUGUAGCAUUGGGGCAUGAAUGGCUUGGUGUGGGUGGCUCCUUCACUGAGGCCUCGGCGGUCACCUGGAGGAAGCUCACCGAGCGCCGACGGCAGGAGAUCAUCACGGCUUAUUUUCAUCCAAGCAGUGGGCUGGGCUUCAACCUGGGACGUGUGCCGAUUGGAUCUUGUGACUCUUCCCUGGAGAACUGGACCUGUGGAGACAUCUCUGAAGGAGAUAUGGACUUGAAGGGCUUCAGCCUAGAACGCUACGAGGAAGCGAUCCUCCCGAUGCUGCAAGCAGCCCAAAAGCAUGUGAACCUCAAAGUGCUCGCAAGCCCCUGGAGCCCCCCUUCCUGGAUGAAGACCGUGAAGAGCUUCAACGGCGAAGGUCACUUGCGGUCUGACUGCCGGGAUGCUUGGGCGAAGCACUUUGUGCGCUUCGUGAAGGAGAUGUCCUUGGCUGGAGUUCCCAUUUGGGGUGUCUCAGUGCAGAACGAGCCAGAGGCGGCUCAGUGUUGGGAGUCAUGUAUCUACACAGCGGAGGAGGAGCGAACCUUCGUCCGGGAUCACUUAGGCCCACAGCUGCAGAAAGCCUCUCCGGAGGUGAAGAUCCUCGUUUGGGACCACAACCGGGAUGGCAUGUUGGAGCGGGGCGCUGUGAUGUACGACGACCCUGCAGCAGCAGAGUUUGUUUGGGGAGUGGCCUAUCACUGGUAUGGUGAUGCUCGCUAUGAGACAUGGCCUCCACGCACCGAGGUGACCUUUGAGGAUCGCCAAGAGGGAGGUGAAGUGAAGGAGUUGAGGGCUUGCUCUGGCUUCGAGAAUGUGAGGCGCUUGGCGGACCUACGGCAGGACAAGCACAUCUUGUUCACGGAAGGGUGUCAGGAGCUUGGGGGCCGGGACCUCGCCUCUGUCUUGGCAGAUUGGAAGCUGGGGGAGCGAUACUCCAUGAACCUCAUCGCCGACCUCAAUUCCGGAUGUGAGGGCUGGAUUGAUUGGAACCUGUGCUUGGACGAGGAGGGUGGCCCCAAUCACGUGGGGAACACCUGUGUGGCGCCGAUCAUUUGUGACACCCAGCGAGAUGAAGUCCUUUAUCAGCCCAGCUUUUGGCACUUGGGGCACUUCUCCAAGUACAUCAGGCCAGGUGCGCGGCGGCUGCUUUGCAGUAGCACCCGAGAUGCCCUCGAGGUGACCUCCUUUCUGAAUCCGGAUGGGCAAGUGGUUGUGGUGGAAGUCAUGGAAGUCCGUGGAUCGUUCAUCACCCGGCACAGCGAGGUGUCGGAGUGGUUCGGUUCAUCUUCACCUUUUCCAGGAUCCAAUCCGGCUUGGAAGUGGGAUUUCACCCAGACCAUCCAUGUCUGGAAUACUUUCAUUUAUGACCCCAAUGGAUGUAACUCUUCCAUACAUGGAUGGUCUGGGUAAGGUCCCCAACUGAGGUCUUGAACCAAAGCGAGGAGGAUCUGGGCUUUUGGUUGAAGGUCGGCGAUGUCUGGUCGGCGAGCUUCAUUUGGGUAUUUUUUCUUCACAUUGCUUGCACUUGGUUGUCACCUCGACAAAUUGGGAUGAGAUGUGCUUUUUCAUGUUGUGGACUCAUGCACAAGAACCCGUGCAUUCUUGAGCGCCAAAUGCCCGUGCAGCUGGCUGAGUAAACUUUGCAUCUGGCUGAGUAGAGCGUUCCAAUUUCUCUUCCAACUCCAAAAAUCAAAGUGAACUGGGCCAGCAGCUCCAGCUCCUCCUCUUCAAGAGUGUCCAGCUCCAUCAGCGCGGUCUCUUUUUUUUGAGCAGAAAGUCCUUCUGAGUGGGAAACAAGUUCAGACGUUGUUGGUCUAUCUGGAUACCUUGAGGUUUGUCCUUUGGAACAUGUUGAGUCAGUUUGAGCGUGUUCUUUUCGUUGGCUGUAUUUUUGCUGUGUUAGAACAAGCUUGUUUUGGAACAGUAGAUGUAGCUAACCAUGAUUCUCAACUUCCUUGACCUGGAAUGAAGUUCCGUGAGGGCAGUGAGCGGACAAACUCCCGCAUGGUAGGACACUCCGACCAACAUCAGAAUCAAUCGCCCUAGCAUGCAGACCCUUCGUUUUGCUCUAUAGGUACGAAGAAAUGCAAGAAAUACAAACCGUUUUCCUUUGCAAGCAAGUUGCGUGUCCUUUGCGUCCUUUCCAAGCAAGUUGAUGUCCUGAGACUUCUCAAAUCGAUGCUGUGGGGGACCAGCCUCAAAACCAAUGGGACGUCCGCCGAAAACACAAAUCACGAACGGGCACCGUUUGCUUCCAAUCCUCGGAACUGCUGCGAACGAGCUGUUCCUGCUACGAACGGACUCUUUUAGAAUCAUUUGAUUCACGUCACUUUGGUUCAUGCGUGACUUUGGCACGCACAUUGUUCCCUUUUUUACGAGCGUCGUGCAGGCACCACUAGACUCUAGACCAUUUGAGUUCUAGGUUCGGCAGGUGUGCUAGACUGCUAGAAGGGCUUUGAGCAAGACACGGGCAUACACACAUACUGUGAACACUCCUUGUGGGAGAACACAACUGGGGUCCAAGCAAGAGCCGAGUAGACAAGCAGGCAGGUACACAUGACUGAUCAGGC
Messenger RNA from Durusdinium trenchii, 2938 nucleotides. The record is from the annotation of a GenBank genome assembly. Lineage: Eukaryota; Dinophyceae; Suessiales; Symbiodiniaceae.